Messenger RNA from Alligator sinensis (Chinese alligator), 474 nucleotides. Its product is annotated as E3 ubiquitin-protein ligase TRIM39-like. Gene Ontology annotation, molecular function: protein binding. The record is from RefSeq and is a predicted model, not a curated record. Lineage: Eukaryota; Metazoa; Chordata; Crocodylia; Alligatoridae. The transcript has a single exon. Bases 32 to 430 code for a protein of 132 amino acids.
CUUUACAAACAUUCAAACUAUUUAAUUCAAUAUGACACUGGGCUCCGAGGGCUUCACGGGCAGGAGGCACUACUGGGAGGUGGAGGUGGGAGACAAGACAGGCUGGGACCUGGGCGUGUGCAGGGAGUCUGUGCGCAGGAAGGGGAAGGUCCGACUGAGACCAGGCAAUGGAUACUGGGCCGUGUGGCUGCGGGAUGGGGGGUACGAGGCCCUCACCUACCCCCCAACCCCCCUCACCGUGCACGUGCGGCCCAGGUGGGUGGGGGUUUUCCUGGACUACAAGGCGGGCAAGGUCUCAUUUUACAACAUGACUGACAAGUCCCAUCUCUUCACUUUUACGGACACUUUCUCUGGGACCCUACGCCCAUAUUUCUAUACUGGAUACAACGUGGCUCCCCUGAUCCUGUGCCUGGUUCCAGCUCAGCCCUGAGGGAAUCCCUGUCACUGGCAUGACACAUGGGGUGCAGACUGUCC